UUUCCAUAAGAGCAGAUGAGACUUGAAGACUCAACAAUCGUGUGCAGCGGGACGCCGUCGUUUUCUGUUUUCUGCUUUCUGCUUUCUGCUUACACUCGAGGCAUCUUCUUUUGGCCUCUCCAUAAUUUCCAAACAAACAGAAGAGAGAAACACAGAUGAGAUGCGUGGCGGUUGCGGCAUUAGAGCUCUUUGGAUCCUCAAUAAUCUCGACGCCGUCGUUUUCUCCAGGAGGUUUCCGGUUGUAGAGAAGCAAUGGCGAGCUGCUUGUAAGAGCGAAAAUAAAAGCUCAAAUGACGAGGAUCCUGUUAAGUACAGUAUAUUACCUCUUCUCUGUAAUGAUUCUGAGCUUGCUAAUGCUUUUCUGGAGAGGAAGAAAAGAGAGGGUUCGACGCGAGGGUAUGGCAUACGUGUGAAUCAGUCGACUGAAGGGUCGGAUUCUUGGGUUGAUGACCCCAUUACUCGUCAUGUUAUAAGUCUCCAUAUAGGCACAGAGGAAAAGGAGGAAGGAGAGAGUGGCUUGUUAUGGCCUUUAAUUUUGCAUGUAAGAGGCCCUUACUCUAUUCUUGUGUUGCCAUUGGUUGAGCCAAGGCAUUUGAAGGUGUAUAUGAAAUUGUGCACAAGAUCUGAUUGUGGAAAUGCUGUUGGUGUGGAUGAAAGUAUAUCUUCCCUCCUGCUUGAUCUUCCAUCCAUCACAGGGGCUUUCAUGGUGGCACUUGCUAUUGGUGACAUAAUUAGUGGUGAUGUGGUGGAUCCAGAGGUGGUUGUAAGUGUGUCACCAUCCGUGGGAGGACUAUUAGAUUCCUUAACUGGAAGCAUAGGGAUAUCGGGCAUCUCCUCUAGGGCAAAACCUGUGGCUGCACCUGUUGCAUCUGCCACCCCAUUCAGCACUGCUGCUACUGGAUCUAUUACAUCAGACGCUCCAAAAAUUGGUUCAAGGCUUUUGGAUAAAGAAGCUCUUCGAAAUUUCAUAAGUAGUGCAAUGCCCUUUGGUACUCCUUUGGAUCUCAACUUCUCCAAUGUCUUUGCUAUCAAGGCUAAUGGCUUUUCUUCAUCAGAUCUGCCACCAUCAGACCUUAAACAACCAGCAUGGAAGCCAUAUCUUUAUAAAGGAAAACAAAGAAUAUUAUUUACAGUCCACGAGACUGUUCAUGCUGCCAUGUAUGAUAGAGAUGAGAUUUCAGAUACUAUAUCCAUCUCAGGCCAAAUCAAUUGCAGAGCAGAAUUGGAAGGAUUGCCUGAUGUAUCACUCCCUUUGACGGGGUUGAACAAGGCUCAUGUUGAGGUUUUAUCUUUCCAUCCUUGUGCUCAAGCUCCAGAACAAGCUGCGGAUAAGCAGGCUAUGAUGUUUUCACCCCCAUUAGGCAAUUUUGUUUUGGUCCGUUAUCAGGCAAAUUGUGCCAUUGGCCCUCCUAUAAUGGGAUUUUACCAGUUGUCAAUGGUCUCUGAAGAUGAAGGUGCCUUUUUAUUCAAAUUGCGCAUAAUGGAAGGCUAUAAGGCUCCCUUAACAAUGGAGUUCUGUAAUGUGACUAUGCCUUUUCCUAGGAGAAAGGUUGUAUCUUUUGAUGGGACCCCCUCUCUUGGAGCGGUAUCAACCACAGAGCACUCAAUUGAAUGGAAAAUUAUACCAAGUGGUAGAAGCCUCACUGGGAAAAGUAUUGAAGCAACUUUCCCUGGAACGAUUCGCUUUGCACCAUGGCAAACUCAAAGACUGCCUUCCUCUAAGACUGGGUCUGGAGACAUGAGCGAUGGAGAUAGUGAUGUUGAGGCAGAGAGCACAAACAAUAUGGUAAAUGUGGAGGAAUUCUUAAUGGAUAAAAUGAGCAAGGAUCUUCCUCCAGUUGAUCUAGAGGAACCAUUUUGUUGGCAGGCAUAUAAUUAUGCCAAAGUAUCCUUCAAGAUUACUGGGGCUUCUGUGUCUGGAAUGUCUAUUGAUCCUAAAUCGGUGAGCAUCUAUCCUGCUGUUAAAGCGCCUGUGGAGUUGUCAACUCAGGUUACUUCUGGGGAUUAUAUAUUGUGGAAUACAUUGGGGAAGUGUCCAUCUGCAGCAACAGCUUAAGUGUAGGACUUUAAUGGCAAUGAAAUAAUACAAGAAUAAUGUGGUCUUUCUGUAAAGAUGCAUGCUGUUGGCUAAUCAACCACUCCUUUCAGACAUGCUUAAGAUUACUAUGUAUAUUGACUAGUGUUCACCUUGCCGCUGGGCAGGCUUUUGAUACUGACAUGCUUUAAUGAGCCUCCCAUUCUUUUGUUUUGUUUUUUUAAUAUAAAUUCUAUCUUAAAUAGGUAUUAGAAAUAACGAGAGGGUGAGGUUUUGGUGGAUGGUUGAUGUAAUCCAAAAUGGUAAUUUUACGGCGGAGUUGUCUGUCUAUUGUGGAUAUUUAGGGAGAAUGUGGGGUAGCAAAAGCAGCCAAUUGGUUCCAUAUUUGAUUCUCUUCAUGGUUGUC
Molecule: messenger RNA, 2441 nt
Organism: Ricinus communis (castor bean)
Lineage: Eukaryota; Viridiplantae; Streptophyta; Magnoliopsida; Malpighiales; Euphorbiaceae
Product: AP-5 complex subunit mu
Exons: 8
Coding region: 161-2056 (631 amino acids)
Biological process (GO): endosomal transport
Cellular component (GO): late endosome; lysosome; AP-type membrane coat adaptor complex
Source: RefSeq, a predicted model, not a curated record